Messenger RNA from Penicillium digitatum Pd1, 1134 nucleotides. Lineage: Eukaryota; Fungi; Ascomycota; Eurotiomycetes; Eurotiales; Aspergillaceae. The record is from RefSeq and is a predicted model, not a curated record.
AUGUGGAGCAAGGUCUUCGAAUCGGAGUCCGCUAUCUGGCGAUAUCGCUUUGGUAAAUGCUAUGACAUUGCUCCGGGAAGACCUUCUAGGGAGUUGAAGAUUGAAUACCAGAUCCGUGCCAUUGUGCUGAGCUCUCCGAUCCAAUUCAAAGGGGAGGAAGAUGACCGUCAAUACCUCUGGAUGGAGGUCAUGCAGACUAUGCUCGAGGAGUCUCUGAGUCUAUCCAUCGCUCCUGGGGCGACCUCAAAGACUCUGAAAUGCAUACAUGAGACCCUUAGAGGGGUAGAUUUUUUGAGCGAAUUUCAAAAAGAGCGAACUUGCGCGCAACUCUUUUAUGGUCUCCAGCUGUGCCUAAGUUCCUUUGCUCUUGACCCAACCAUCACCGAACCCUGUCGUCGAACUGACUACGACAUCAAACAGGUCUACUCAUAUGCAGAAAAGGUGGGCAAGGCAUUCAUCGACCACGAGAAGCUUGACCUCGCCAAAUUGCUGAACCUGCGCAACUUCUGGCAGCGUCACCUUUUGAACGCUUCCGAGUUUACCUACCAAGAAUCCUUCUCUGGGCUACCUGCAGAGUUGAAGCCCAAGGCGCGAAAGGAUUUUCCAACCGAGGUAUUUAAACUAAGCCCAUCGUGGCUAGGGUAUUAUUCGUGCAUGCAUCCGCUGUCAGACCUGCUAAAGACCAACGAGCGUCAGACAUGCGCUGAUCUCGAGACACAUGGCGACGGAUUGGACGUGAUGACCCUUGACCUCCAACCCUCCGACCAGUUUUGGCCCAAACAAUGCAGGAAGAUUAUCCCCCUCGCUAGCAGUCCCGAUACUAAGCGGGCAUAUUUCGAUGGCAAGCAGAGGGCUUAUGGUGGACCCUAUGAAGCAGGAAACCCUGUGUUCGGGUUUACCGAAGACAUCGCUAUCCCACAUGGUGGCUUUGGCGGAUGGUCCCGGAUCUGCUUUGUCAUUGUCGAAGCAGAUGAAGAGGAAGAGGUAAAUUUACCUUCACUCGUGAUGGAGGGUCAGGGCUGGAUCCAUGGCUAUGAGGCCAUCAUAAUCCCUAGUGGGAGCAUGAUGCUGGGACGGUGGAUGGACAUGAAGGAGCCCGAGGCCAGGGGCCCAUUCAUCUUCUGGGACGUGUAA